Messenger RNA from Aspergillus tanneri, 801 nucleotides. RefSeq names its product alpha/beta hydrolase. The coding region runs from base 1 to 801 and encodes 266 amino acids. The transcript has a single exon. The record is from RefSeq and is a predicted model, not a curated record. Lineage: Eukaryota; Fungi; Ascomycota; Eurotiomycetes; Eurotiales; Aspergillaceae. Gene Ontology annotation, molecular function: palmitoyl-(protein) hydrolase activity; carboxylic ester hydrolase activity. Gene Ontology annotation, biological process: protein depalmitoylation. Gene Ontology annotation, cellular component: cytoplasm.
AUGCCAAUAAGACCACCAAUACUAUCCGACUUCCCCUCUCAUCUCACACUAACCAUCACCCCUCCUCCUUCCCCGCCAACGGCAUCGUCGAAAAACAACAGCAACAAUAAUAAUAACAACAGACCACCUCCCAACCUCCUAAUCCUGCUUCACGGUCUCGGCGACUCCGCCUCCGCAUUCACAUCCUUCGCUUGCGCGCUAAACCUUCCCGAAACCACCAUCCUAACCCUCCAAGCUCCGACGCGUCUCCCCUUCGACCUCCCCGGUUACCACUGGGGCGAUGACAUCUCCUUCGAUGCCAGCACUGGCGGACUAGACAUGGAUGCGGGAUUCGUGCAGUCGACACGUCUUCUUGUCACGGAUGUGCUCCGCAACACACUCAUUGCCAAAUGCGGGUACCGGGCACGGGAGAUCCUGAUCCUAGGGUUCGGACAGGGUGGUAUGCUGGGGUUGGUGGGGGCUCGGGAAUUCGAGCAGCAGGUGGGAAAAGACACGGCGCAUGAGACGUCUUUGUCUGGAGUAGUUUCGAUUGGGGCACCGUAUCCGUUGUCUGGCAGUUCGGUGGGAGAGAAGAAUCGGACGCCGGUGUUGUUGGUUGCGGGGAGGGAGUCCGCCACUGUGACCGGGGAGGCUGUUAGGAGGACGGAACAGGUGUUCGAUUUCGUGGAGACACAUCGGUAUUCGAGGAAGGAUGAUGGUAUGCCGAGGAAUCAUGAGGAGAUGAUGCCCGUGAUGCGCUUCUUUGCGAGACGGUUGAGGAGUUGGCAGGGAGUGCUGGACGGGAGUGUGGAGAUUACUUGA